CGGCCGCCCGGCUCCUCGCCGCCGCGCCUGCUGCAUGCUCGGUGCCGCCUCAGCCCCAGCCGGAGGUGGAAGAUGGCGGAGCCGGGGCCGGACUGCGGAACCCUGCUCGACGAGGCGCUCUCCUCCUUCGUCUUCAACUACCUCGCUGACAGCCAGUAUGAGGUGUCUGAUGAGGAGCACCUCUACUCCGACUUCCCCGAGAUUGAUUUGUCCCAGCUGGAUGCCAGCGACUUCGACUCAGCCGGCUGCUUUGGCGAGCUGCAAUGGUGCGCAGAGCACUCCGAGACUGAGUCCAGCCAGUACAGCACCGACGACUCUGAGCUUUUCCAGAUAAUAGACAGCGAGAAUGAAGCGCUGCUGGCGGCCCUCACCGAGACACUGGAUGAUAUACAGGGAGAUGACGUGGGCCUGGCUGCCUUCCGAUCUAUGGAAGAGGGGGACACGCUCAACCAUGCCUACACCUCGCCUGCCCCCUCCCCCAAACCCACCGCCCCGGUCACGGGGGUGCCGCCCCCGGCCCCCGAGGUUGAUGAGCUGUCUCUACUGAAGAAGUUGCUCCUCUCUCCAUCGCCUCUGAGCUGUGAGGUGCAGAGGGAUGCGAGCGCCCGGCGCCCGGGGACACCCAAAUCUCGGCCCUCCCAGCCCUGCACAAAGGUGGAUGCUCCCCGGGACCGGCGGGCGGGUGCCCCGCAGAGCCGCAGCUGCACUGAGCUGCACCGGCACCUCACCUCCACCUCCCCCUGCACCCAGACCAAAGCUCCCUGCGCACCCGAGCAGCGCCACAGCGGCCACCACCAGCCGCCCUUGGGUGACUGUGCACAGCACGAGGACGACAGCGACUGCAGUGAGGACUCGCUCAGCUCCAGCGACGCGGUGCCCUCUCCUUCCUCGGCGGAGGGCGGCUCUGAUGGACGAUUCUCCUGUGAGGGUGGGCUGCACUCGGUGGUGGAGCUCAUCCGCUACAUGCACACCUACUGCCUGCCGCCCAGGAAGCUGCCCACCCGUGACACUGCUGAUGCCAGGCCCCAGCCCUGCAGCAGCCCCUUCAAGAGAGCCAAAGCAGACUGUGCCCCGCGAGAGAGCCGGCCGGGCUGCGCCUGGCAUGCGGCUGGGGCCUGCCAGAAACCCGCAGCCUCUUUCUCCAUCCUGAAGGAGCUGCUGGCACGGGACCUGCUGUGCGAUGUCAGCAAGCCCUACCGCCUGGGCAGGCCGGUGUAUGCAUCUCUGGCCCGGCUGCCUGCCUCCUGCUGCCCUGCAGUGCAGGUCCAGGAUGGGGAGGAGGCUGGUGGGGCCUGCAAAUCCAGAGCCAAAGCAGUGCCAGAGAGAGCAGAGCCACGGCACAGCCCUGGGACCGAGAUGGAGGCCACGCAGGAGCCUGGCAGUGUGGAGGUGGAUGGAGGGAGGAGUGCGAGCACCCCGGGCAUGGCUAUGGGGAAGGUGGCCCGCAGGCCCGAGAGCGCCGUGUACGCCGUCCGACGGUCCAAGAGACUCAACCCUGAGCUGGGCCACUGGCUGUCCUUCCUUGACGAGCCAUCCCCCAACCCCGCUGUGCCCCAGGAGGCCUCAGCCAGUGGGGAGCCCACUCUGUGCCCGCCACUGGAGGCCUUCCCUGCCGAAGAGCCCGCUGCCGAGGUGGAGGUGGGCGGCACAGAAGAGGGAGAUGGCAGGAAUGCGGUGCCACCAGCAGAUCCCCAGCCCCUUGUGCCGGCAUCCCCGGGGGAUGGUGAGAGCUGUGAGAUCCAGCGCUGUGCCCCCCAGCAGCAUGCAGAAACACCCCGGUGUCUCACGCUGUCCUUGGCGCAAACUGACUCUACUUUUGGGAAGAGAAACUCGGAGUCAAUGUUGACCAUGGAGCUGUGUGGUACAGCAGGUCUCACACCACCCACCACUCCACCGUACAAGCCUGCUGAGGAGGAUCUGUACAAGCCAGACAUCCCCCAGGACACAGGCAAGGAGGACAGCACAGUCCCCAGCCCCACAGCUGGCAGCACAGGGGACACAUCCACCUUUCAGAAAGCCACAAAGAAGCACCCUGAGAGGACAGAGCUCUUGGCCCACCUGAGCCGAGCUGCUGAGCAGCCAGGAGUGCUCAAGAGGCCCUUUUCACGCUCCUUUGGGGACCACGACUACUGCCAGGUGCUGAAGCCCGAGGGCACCCUGCAAAGAAAGGUGCUGAAGUCUUGGGAGCCCUCAGGCCAGACUGAGAUGGAGCACAAGAGAAGGGUCCCAGACACACACUACCAGGGGCUGGACCUUGGCUGCAAGGAGGCAGGCAGUGAGAUGGUGUGGAAGGAUGGCAUCAAGCAGCUGAGAGAUCAGGAGAUCAGAGCCAGAUUAACAAAGCACUUUGGCAUCCUGGACAGUCCUGUCGAUGACCAGGACAUGGCUUUCUGCAAGACCCCUGAGUAUGACGCUGUUUUUGACGACAGCUGCAGUGAAAGUGGCUCCCUUGUAGAGGAGGAGGAGGAGGAAGAGGAAGAGGAGGAAGAGGAGCACUGCGACAGCCCAUUGGACACCAAGCUGUGCCUGCGGAGAAACCCCCUUUCCAGGACCAGUGUGCAUUACUGCUCCCGGAGCAGGUCCAGCUCGGGGUCUUCGUGCUGCCGGUCCCGAUCCCCCACAAGCAGAUGCACCUUCAGGUACAGGUGUGGGAAUGGUGAGCGGUGUCAGGGUGGCAGCAGGAGCCGGGGCCAGCUUGAGAAGAAACGGGAAAAGGCCAUUGGGGAAGGCCGGGUGGUGUACAUCAGGAACCUCUCCAGCAACAUGAGCUCCAGCGAACUGAAGAAACGCUUCGAGGUGUUCGGUGAGAUCGUGGAGUGCCAGGUCCUGUCCAGGACUAACAGGGGGGAUAAAUACGGCUUCAUCACCUACCGGUAUUCAGAGCACGCCGCCUUAUCUCUGAAGAACGGCACCUCGCUAAGGAAGAGGAACGAGCCUUCCUUCCAGCUCAGCUCUGGUAGCCUCGGACACUUCUUCUGGACCAGAUACACUGACUUAGAUUGCAGCACGGAGGAGUCCUCCCCGGCGCCGGUGAAGAGCAAGUAUGAGACCAUGGAUUUUGACAGCUUGCUGCAGGAGGCCCAGCUAAGCCUGCAUCGGUAACAGCCUUAACCUUGGAGGAAUACCUCAAUACCUCAGUCAAGGCACUUCCAAUAUGUUUACGUUUUCAAAGAAAUUAUUCAGUCUAUGACAAGCGAGAGAGAGCGAGAGAGCGAGAGCACGCACGCGCGAGAGAGAGAGACUGCUGUCCCUUUCAAUCGAUGUUUACAUUGAACAAAGCUGCUUCUGUCUGUGAGUCCCCAUGGUGUUGAUGUCUCACUGCCACACAUUAGUCGCCCCGCUUCUGACUGGUUGUUUUAGGGUGAGCCUAGGAGCCCCCCCGGCCCCUCUCCCCUGUCCCCCUCCCCGUGCUCCCACUGUGGAGUUGCAGCUGUGUUCACCAUAACAUUUUUUGUCCGUAGUGUGUGAUGAUGAAAUUGUUAAUUGUGAAUAGAAUCAGGAUUAUAAACUAAUUUUUAAUAGAAGAAGAAAAAAAAAGAAGUAUAUACUUAAAGAUGUAUUUAUGGCUCAGAUGUACUGUAAUUCAGAUUUAUUGUACCGCUUCCUUGAUUUUUAACUAUGCACUGUAAUGAGGCACUUGCCACUGAGCAAAUGGGGGUCAGAGCAGAGCCCCAGAGCCAGCGUUCGCCCUCUGCCACGAGGCCACCCGCCUCCCUGCCGGGUCACCACGUUGCCGUCGAAGCCAUUCUCCUUGUUAGGGCUGAGCCCCAGCCCCCAGUUGCCAAGAGGGGCCACGGUGUGGGCAUGAAGGGAAGGGUGGUAAAGGAGUGGCACAACCACCUCCAGGCGUCCCCGCUCCAGCCUGCCAUGUGCAGGGGCAUGGCAGCUCCAUGUCUGCCCGCCCGACGUGCUGCCCAUUCUCCAGCCGGUGCCCCAUAAGCCAUACACCCACCCAGUACCUGGUUGGUGAGCCGGCUCCGUGCCCACCACUGGCACACUCCACACUGCUGCCUCCGUGCCCCAGCAGCGUGAAGGAAGCGUGGCAUCUUUGCUGUGUCUGUGGCUCCUGGCUGGCCUGCCACUGCUUGCACCAAUCCCUGCCUUUUGCCAGGGUCCCGGGCCACCCGGCAGCGCUGGAUGUAAGGCAUGCUCAAGCAGCGUCCCUGUGAAAUUUGCUUGCAAACUUGUCCCCCACCUCUGGGAAAGGUGGGAGUGGGAGAGACCCCAGCCUUGGUUGGAAGGAUCCCAACCAAGAGCAGGCCAGGGGGAAAGGAAAUCUCCCUGGCUCCUCAAGCCAUCUCCAUCACCCUCAUUUGCUUUCUGGACACAAGAGACCACUAGGGAUUCAGCCAUCCUUUGUAGAUAGAAUAUUAUAGCCUUAACUCUGUCAAUAGAUAGAUAGAUUAGAGUCUUCUGGGGUCUCCCUGGUACACGACUUAGGGUUUUUAUUCUCAUUUCCUCAGUGUGGACACCAUUUCAUCUUGAAGGCAGUAUGACCAAAGCCCCCAGAACUGCAGGAGGUUCAGUUCCAGGAGCCCUGCUUUGCCAACACAGCCUGUGGCUCCAGCCCAAGCCUGUCCUUGACAGAAGGGCUGCCAGCAGCCCUGCCAGCCACAGUGCCCACUCGUUUCUCACUGCCCUCAUGGAACUUGUGGUUCCAACAGCAGCAGUGAGGCAGUGGCACAGCUCUGCUGGCUCCCACAUCCACCACCAGAGCUGGUCAUGUCCUUGUGCCACUUGGCCAAGGUCUCUCCUGCCACAGGCCGUCCCCACUCCUGUCCCUGACCCAGCAUACACGAGUAACCCUGGCCGAGACUGAGCAUCUGCUAUUGGCAAUUGCCUCAUUGUAGCUUUGCCUUUUUCUGUCCUAGUAUUUCCUCACAACGAUGAUGUUUACAUGUGAUUGCUAUAGAGCUUAUGUAGAAUGUAUAUAGCGACACAUUUAGGGUGGGUAGUUCUGUCCUGUGCUGUGCUGAUGUUUUUCAGAAAACGAUCAAUCCAAAAAAAAAAAAGAAAAAAAAAACAAAAACAAAAGAAAAAAACAAAACAAACAAAAAAAGGCCAAGUGGAAUUCUUCCAUCUCCUCCUUGCUCAGCCAUGGGAGCGAGCCCUGGGCUACUCCCAACUAAAGGAUGCAUUAAGCCUGGCAGAGAGGAAGGGCAAGCACUGUGGGGCUGCUGGGUCCCUGAGGACCCCCCUUGGGGCAGCCCCUGGGUGCAUUGCCAGCAUUGAUUUCUGCGAGCCCCCAUCCAAAAUCUGAUGUUGCUUUCCUGCGGCUUCCCGUGCCAUCGCACAGGGGCAAUGCCCUGCAAUGGGAACCUCGUAACGCACAGAGCCAAUCAGCACUGCAGUCGUAGGAUAGGAAGAGAUGCAAUAAGUGGUCUUCGUGUUGCCUGAAGCCUAUAAGUGGAAUUUUUUUUUGUUGUCAUUUGGGGGUUUUCCUUUCUUUUGUCCCCCCUUCCCUUGAAUUCGGACUGCUCAUUGUCCCUCCCCCCUUGAGAAACGUUUCCUGCACUGAUGCAAUACGCACACGGGUGCUCAGGCACCCUCCUCACCAGCCCCCAUGCCUGCCCCCAGUUUAGGAUGUGGUGAGCACAGAGCGUUUCAGCCUGAGAAGCACAGGUGUGGCUGCCUGCCGGCUGGGUUUAGAGUCUCUCACGCAGGGGUAGUGGUGAAAAAUAAGUUUCCACUGGAGUUUUAUUUUUUUAAUGGAAAGGUUUUGUUUGUUUGCAGCACCCAGGGGUGAGGAGCGGCCAAGGAGAGCUCGCUCUGUUCAGGGACUGAGGCUGCUCUGGGUGCAGAGAAGGGACCCCGUGCCCCUUGCUGCUGGGGCACAGCCCAGAGAAACUGGGAGCAAAGGGUAUAUUAGGGUAGGCAAUAAGUAAGGAGGAGAUUUAUUUUUCUAAGAAGUAUAUAGCUCUAGAAUGUCCCCCAGUAGCUGCCUGUGAGUACCGUGGGAAGAUGCUAAACAUGAAGAGUUUGAUGAUGAAAUGCCCUUUUGCUUUUUUUGCACAGAUUUGCCCCAUAAAAUCUUGCUGUUCAGGGUGGGAUACCAGGUUUCCCAGCUGGAAUCCAAUGGGCUCUUAGGAGAGGAGCCGAUGUUUCCGAGUCUGGGCUGAAUGCAGAGGACAAUCCCAGGUGUUAGGUUUGAUGCUGCCCCAAAGAUGAGGUUCAUCCCCAAUCCUCAUCAGCGCAGCUCGCUGGGCUGAAUGAUGAGCUCUAUCAUUGUUUGUAGCCUAGCCCUGAAGCCCUUUUCUGUUCUAUCUCAAUCCGUCCCGACAAUCUCAAGCAAUAUGAACCAAACUCAGCCUUCGGGCACCAUUCCUCAUCCUCGGAGCCGUGCCCGUCACAGUGCGGGCUGUGGGCCGUAUGAAUGUGAGAGAGAAGAAGGUGAAAGCAAUGCAUUUCUUGAGAAAGGUGUAAGAAUUUCACCUAAAAAGGGGCACAUCUGCUUUGUUAUUUAUAAUAAAAGCUAAAUUCUUUUUCUUUUUUUUUUUUUUUCUUCUAUUUUUUUCUUUCAAUGAACUAAAAGGACACCGCUAAUAAUGAUUAGGGGCCGCUUCUGCCCCCUUCCUCGUGCUGAGUAAGUACUGCUGAACUCUGUGUUUUUCUGCUCGCAGAGUAAGUCAGAGCGGCAGAGUUGAUCCCUCUGUGAUUACGAAUCCAGUUUUUAGUCUGAUUGUUUUUAAUUGGUGGCUGUUUUUUAUAUUUCAUUUUUUUUGUUCCCCCCCUCCCUGGUUCCGUUCCGUUGUGUCCUUAUUUAUGUAAUAUACUUUAACCUUAAAAGAUGGCGUGGAUUCCCAUGCCUUUCCUUUAUUAUUAUUGUUAUUAUUUUUAAACAGAGAUUUAUUUCUAGUGUGAUUUAACUGUCUACCUUCUAAAACAAGAGGAUGUUUUCUUGUAUUUUUACAUUGUCAGAUUCUAUAGUUUCAUAGAUAAUUUAACCAAAUCGCUCGAUGUAUUAUCUAUAUCUAUCCGGUGGGUAUAAAAGUUCUAUUUUAAAUUGUGUAAAUACUUCAGAACUGGCUUCUUUUUCCAGACUCCCCUGCUGCGGAGUUACUUGUUUACAUCACAAAGACUGUAGAAUCUCUACGCUCAUGUACUGUAAAUAGUGAAGUGAUCUGCCUAUAAAUAAACGAUAACAUAUAUACUACAAACUGGGAAACAAA
Molecule: messenger RNA, 7169 nt
Organism: Coturnix japonica (Japanese quail)
Lineage: Eukaryota; Metazoa; Chordata; Aves; Galliformes; Phasianidae
Gene: PPARGC1B
Product: PPARG coactivator 1 beta
Biological process (GO): positive regulation of transcription by RNA polymerase II
Cellular component (GO): nucleus
Molecular function (GO): RNA binding; transcription factor binding
Source: RefSeq, a predicted model, not a curated record